AUGGUUAUUGAUAAAGUUAUGCCGAGUGAGGCUACGUUUACGAAUGCAGUGAGGCUAGCUUCUGUUUUGGAAGACCCGGAAAUGGCUUUUGAUACGGUUAAGCAAAUGAAGGGUUUUGGUAUUCUUUCAAAAUUGAGAAUGUAUGGACUGGCUCUGUUUGGAUUUUUAAAGAAAGGGAUAGUCGAUAGAGCUUAUGAAGUGAUGAACAUAUGA
This is a messenger RNA of Dovyalis caffra, 213 nucleotides long. The record is from the annotation of a GenBank genome assembly. NCBI's taxonomy places the organism in Eukaryota, Viridiplantae, Streptophyta, Magnoliopsida, Malpighiales, Salicaceae.